AAUAACUUAGGAGGGAGGGAGGGAUGGGUCAGCAAAUGUCCAUCCAUCCAUCCACGCAGACAGCCGAUCCAGACAGACAGACAUCCAGACAUCCAGACGGAGAGGGUGAGAGUCACGUCACUGCAAAUGAACGUAUCCGCCCAUCCAUCUCCAUCCAUCCAUCCAUACGAACACAUACACACAGGGGGAUUGAGGGGGGGGAGAGGGAGGGAGCCGUCUCACAUCGGUUUACAAAAGAAACUACAACCUGACCGGCCAAAACACGCCACGCCCGCACACCUCACCUCACCUCACCUCACCUCACCCACACACCUGCCCUGCGUCGCCAUUUAGUCAGUCAUUACAAACACACAUACAUACGCUCACUCAACGGACCGACCAGCAUUUCCGUCCGCUGAACACGCAAUGAGUGUCGUGGAUAGAUAGGUGAUUGACCCUCCGCCCCUGCCGGGCCCCCGACCCACACAAAGAGGCCCCAAAAAAUCGGCCACCAAACCAUGACGACGACAAGAUAACACACCCAAAACAGUCAGGCAGACAUUGACGGACCGGUCAGUCACUCCAUCAGCCAGCCAGCUAGUACUGCUGCUCAGCGAGGUACUCGGCGAAUGCUAGUGCGACCCUCCGACAGUUGCCCGACGUCUGCUCGAGGUUCUCGUCGAAGAGGGCGAUGACGAUGGUGCCGCCCGGUGUGGCCACCAGGUGGCCGCCGCCCUUCUCCUUGGCCAGCACCACACAGUUGAAGCUGUAGUCACCUGACUCAAAAUUGAGGUCCUGAUGGAUGGAUGGAUGGAUGGAUGGAUGGGCGGAUGGCGGAUGACAACACAAGAAGGGAAGAUAAGAUGCACACAGAACACAACACAUGACUUAAAGUCCAUGUGUGUCGGUAGGGUAGGGAGCCUCACUCACUUGUCGGAUGACUUUGUAUUUGACGCCCCCGAACCAGACGCCGUGCGGACAUCGACCCUCAGUGAUCGCCUGCACGACGCGCGGCAUCGAUCGCUGGCUGGCACACGAACGAACACUUUGUGUGUGCAAGCGACUGACUGACCUGUUUGAUGUUGUGUGGCUCGUUGAUGGUGACGGUCUCGGUCGCAUCGCCAGUCUGACAAACACACAGCACACCAAGGCACCACCAUGCCGCCAAAUCGCGUGCGUCGCUCCGUCCCGUUCUCACCUACCUCAUUUGGGAACUCCUCAUCGUGGUCUUCCUUGUACAUGUACGCCCAGCCAGCACUCUCAGCCACAGGGGCAGCCGCAUACACCGCACCGUUCUCCACCUGCACACAACACACGCAGGCACACACAAGCGACAAACGUGUCCGUCUGGCCGGUUCCCUCGUUCGUUUUGUAUUACCGAAGCGAGUCCGCCGGCGAAGCAGUAGCCCGUAUCGACGAGCCACUCCUGGCACAUCUGGUCCCACCCGCUGUCCUCCUCGCCCAUGACGAUGGAGAUGACAGACAGACAACCGCUUCUUGGCGCCUCCGCAGACAACACGCGAGGGGCGCUCGCCUCAGAUCUGUCACGAAGGAGCAGAUACGCUUAUACUUUCUCUUCUCCCGCCCAGAGAGAGCGGUUUUCC
Messenger RNA from Vitrella brassicaformis, 1583 nucleotides. The record is from the annotation of a GenBank genome assembly. NCBI's taxonomy places the organism in Eukaryota, Vitrellaceae.